Plasmopara halstedii is the source of this 327-nucleotide messenger RNA. Its product is annotated as ras family. The transcript is spliced from 2 exons. NCBI's taxonomy places the organism in Eukaryota, Oomycota, Peronosporomycetes, Peronosporales, Peronosporaceae. Gene Ontology annotation, molecular function: GTP binding; GTPase activity. Bases 1 to 327 code for a protein of 108 amino acids. The record is from RefSeq and is a predicted model, not a curated record.
AUGCCAAGACGAUCCGUGAACGAUGGGAACAAGUUCACAGGACUUUGUGGCGAUAAAGAAGUCAGCGAGGACAGCGGUCGACCGAGUGUGUUGCGAGUUAAAAUAAUCUCAAUGGGAGAAAGUGGCGUUGGAAAGAGCUGUGUGAUCAAACGUUACUGUGAAGAAAAGUUUGUGAGCAAGUAUAUCUCGACUAUCGGUAUCGACUAUGGAGUAAAGCCUGUGAUGGUUAAUGAAAUUGAAGUACGCGUGAAUUUUUGGGAUCUCUCAGGCUUACCCGAAUACCUUGAGCUUCGAAUCCUUGGACAGUUGGUUGCGAGAAGCUGCUAA